Messenger RNA from Lineus longissimus, 1070 nucleotides. RefSeq names its product peptidyl-prolyl cis-trans isomerase-like. Gene Ontology annotation, molecular function: peptidyl-prolyl cis-trans isomerase activity. Lineage: Eukaryota; Metazoa; Nemertea; Pilidiophora; Heteronemertea; Lineidae. The record is from RefSeq and is a predicted model, not a curated record. The coding region runs from base 122 to 622 and encodes 166 amino acids. Gene Ontology annotation, cellular component: intracellular membrane-bounded organelle. The transcript has 5 exons. Gene Ontology annotation, biological process: protein folding; protein peptidyl-prolyl isomerization.
AUAGAUUUGACGCAACAACAGCAACCGUAACCGGUAUAAAAACCAAUGCUCUAUCCAGAGCGAUCUCUUUCCGUAUACAUUCUGUGGUAGUGUUGCUCCGCGAUUUGUGCUCUGAUCUAAAAUGGUUGUGAAAUGUUACUUUGAUAUAUCAAUCGGCGAGCAACCCGCGGGGAGAAUCGUAAUGGAGCUACGAGAAGAUGUCGUGCCAAAAACCGUAGAAAAUUUCCGUGCUCUCUGCACAGGUGAGAAGGGUUUUGGUUACAAGGGAAGCAAGUUCCACCGCGUCAUCACAGAGUUCAUGUGCCAGGGUGGUGACUUCACAAGGGGAGAUGGAACGGGCGGCAAAAGCAUCUAUGGAGAAAAAUUUGCUGAUGAGAACUUCACAUUGAAACACACUAAACCCGGAAUCCUCUCCAUGGCUAAUGCAGGGCAAAACACCAAUGGUUCUCAGUUUUUCCUUUGCACGGUGAAAACAGCAUGGUUGGAUAACAAGCAUGUGGUAUUCGGAUGUGUUGCAGAUGACACAACCUCAAUGGAAACGGUGAGGAAGAUAGAGGCUGUCGGUUCAAAGGGGGGUAAAACCAGCAAGACGGUGUUGGUCUCCGACUGUGGACAACUGUAAUCAGUUGCCGAUUAUUUCCCGGUUAGAUAGUACGACCGUACAAAUUGUAAAUUGACAUCCUUAGUUGUUCAUACAUAACGAAAUACUCCUUGACAUGAAUAAUCUAAUAAUCUCGAAUGAAUACAACGAAUUUGAGUUGAACAUGCAUGCUGCAGCGAGAAGACAGAAACACAUGGAAAUUCCCUUAGAACAGCAAUGUUAACGCUCACACGCUUAAAGUCAUAAACACAGCCUUCACUGUAUUCACACCGGCACACCAGACCUGGCGAAGGCUUGCUAGUUGUCAAAUUAAUAUCUUACUAGUUCAAUUUUCACAAUUAAAACGGCUUUGACCUCUUGUUUGCCUCAGCAUUGCCUUGUCCACAUUGAAUGUCCAACAGCCAGUGGCUGCUUCAGUUAUUGUGUACUGAAAAUAUAUUGUAUCAUUAAAUCAUUAACAUCGAGCAAA